AUGCGGUGCCACUGCCGGUUCGCUUCGUCCCAGUUACGGAACAGUUACCGUUUGUCUCGGAUUUUGUCAUUGCGAGCUGGAAUUAUUCUCCAGGAUGAGGCCGCGAGGCUUUCGUGCGGUUGCUCUCAUCCUCUGUCUGCACCUGCUCAUCUCGAGCGCAUGAUGUUUGUUUGUGCUGUUCUAUCAGCAGAUGCUGAUGCUGAAUGUCUCGGCUGUGGCUAUACACCGGAUGCUCCAGCUCGUGGCAGUGUCCCUCGAUGCUCAGACGUUGUCUGUCUUGUCCAAGGACUUCUUGACAGGAAGAGCUUGAUUUACAUUGAGCAAGACAUCGACGUAUCAGGCAGCGGUCCUCUUCCGGAUGUUACAUGCGGGGUCACGAUCAUGGGGACGUGCGGUGAUGGCUCGCCAUGCAAAAUUGAUGCAAAGGGCAGCUCUCAGAUUUUUGUGGUUGGACUCGACGGCUAUCUGACGCUAAAGGAUUUAGAGAUCAGUGGAGGUGCCUGUGCAAGAGGCGCUGCUGUGACAGUCUCGGGUUCUGGAUCAAAUGACUUGGCAAGGGGAGGCAAAUUUGUGGCUCUCAAUGUGAAGUUUACGAACAACGUCGCUUCUGAGCUAGGAGCAGCUCUGCACGUUGAAUCUGGCGGUGCUGUUUAUAUUCGGGACUGUGUCUUCCGCUCAAACAAGGCUGCGAAGGGAGGAGCAGUAUUUGUGGGAUCCAGCAAGGACUUCCCGUCAAACCACACAGAAACGGAAGCAGUUCGAAAUGUGUGUGCACUGAACAGCUGCACAACGUUUUUAAAUACUGAGUUCUCUCGGAAUUCCGCCGAUUAUGGUGCCGCCGUAUACGUUGAUGAUGCUGCUGAAGAGUGCAAGGACAAUGGAGGUGCUAAAUUCGACUGCACAACCUGCGUAUUUCGCGAUAACUCGGCUCAGCAAGACGGAGGUGCUCUGUUUAUCAACUUUCAAUCCGCGGGUGCCAUUUCAUUCCUCCGUAGGAGUCGUUUUGCGAGAAACACUGCAGGGAGUUACGGUGGUGACAUUGCUACGCAAGAAGGAGUAUAUGGAACUCGUGGUGCUCAACUUUAUGCAUAUCAAGUUGUAUUUACUGGAAGCAAGGCAUCGAAAGGCAGCGCUGUUGCAGUCAAACCAUUCUCCAUUUCUACGUUUGCAAGAUGCGAAUUUUCCCAGGGGUCUUUACUCGAAUGCGACGGCGUAUGUGACACUUUCUGCCCAACUUUGUCACCUCUGUCAAAUGGCUCUAUACCAUAUGGAAGAACUGGAGAGUCGUGUCCUGUUGCUCCGAUGCCUUUGUGUGGCUGGGUUCCUGACGAGUGCCUAGAAAGUCCGUCUCCAUCCGCGACACCAUUGCCAACACCUUCACCAUCACCAUCGUUACCAUCUCCGCCUUUGCCAUCGCCAUCACCAAGUCCAUUGAGUACGCCGCCAGCAGAAGCACCAGGAGAGGCAGCCGGAGAACCGAGAUUUAGAGCGAAGCGUCCUUUCUCGCCACCUCCUUCGCCACCUCCUUCCCCACCUCCUUCAUCACCUCCUUCAUUACCUCCUUCGCCACAGCCUUCGCCACCUCCUUCGGCCUCAGCUGCUGCUCCGGCGUACAGGCAUAGAGUGCGUGGCAGACACGCGCACCACCGGAAUGGUAGUAUCACAGGGGAUCCUCACUUUGUUGGCAAGCAUGGCGAGCGUUUUGAUUUCCACGGCAGAAGCAAUCGCGACUACUGCAUACUUUCCGACAAGGACUUCCAUAUCAACAUGCACGUCUUUAAAGGCAUACACAGGCACUCCACUUUCAUAUCCAAGAUUGGGAUGCUGUUCAAAUUGGACAAGGUUUUGAUAGACGCCCAGGCCGAUAAGACUGCUUCCCGAUUUGAGGACCAGUGGAAGGUUCUUGUGAAUAAUGUGGAGUUGCUUGAAGGGCAUGUGGUGGGAACUCCAAGUGGAUUGAAGAUCGUCCAUUUUGUCGGGUCGGUUCAAAUUGUCAUUCUAGACGAGCUAGAUAUGAAUGUGACAGUGAUGCCUCCGGGUUUCGGGAGGUUUGGAUCGGGAGCAAACUACCUGGAUUUCCAAAUAAAUCAGCUGAAAGUGUCUCCCAACGUCCAUGGCGUUUUAGGACAAACGUACCAAGAAUCCCUGCAAACAUACAAGAAGAUCCACGAGGUUAGAGACAGGAGGCUCAAGAGAUCUAGAGCAGCGGCACUGUUCGUGGAUGGCUCCGAGAGUGAUUACUUGUCGAGCAGCAUCAUGGCGGCCGAUUGCAAAUACUCAGCCUACAUGGAUCAAAGCCAGAUCUCUCAGAGAGUCCAGAGAAUGGUUUUAGAGGGUGUCCAAGUUUUGCUGGGAAAGAGGGAGGAGACUGUGAGGCAAUGUACUGGUUUUGGGCAUUUUUUGUGCCUUUUGGAGAUGGAAGAGGAAGGAGAAUGAGAGGAUUGUAUACUUUUUCCUUGUAUAGUAGAUUGGGACAUCAAAUCUUGGCUGUCAACUUUUCAAAUGUAUGAGAUGGUAUUGUGCAAAAUUCAAUGAAAGAUCAUCCUCUGCUCUUGUUU
This is a messenger RNA of Selaginella moellendorffii, 2558 nucleotides long. RefSeq lists its product as uncharacterized. The coding region runs from base 1 to 2436 and encodes 811 amino acids. The record is from RefSeq and is a predicted model, not a curated record. NCBI's taxonomy places the organism in Eukaryota, Viridiplantae, Streptophyta, Lycopodiopsida, Selaginellales, Selaginellaceae. The transcript is spliced from 17 exons.